AUGGACCGAAUGGACUAUCCGUCGACCAGCUACGGCCAACAGGAUCCGCAACAGCUCGGUAUCCCGUCGGGACCUACACCCACCCAGGCUCCGGCUGGACAACAGCAGCAACAACAACAGCAUACAGGGCAGCAGAAUGGUCCUCAAAACGGGCCACAGCAGCAACAGCAACCUUCGGUUUUACAGGAGUUACUUCAGCAAAAUCCCCAAGACUCGCAGCAGUCAAACUUCGGGCCACGCGCCGGGUACUACCCAGGAACAACGGGUCAAAUGGCCAACUAUCAGCAGCAAAGAAGCCAAUCAAUGCAAGCAAAUAUGGGUUAUGGAGGAGCCGCCGGGGCUACGGGUACCCCACAAAUGAACGGGAUCGGCCGUGGCAUGGUCGGAAAUGGGCCCCAGGCCGCUCAGAUGAGGCCACCCAACGGGAUGGCCUAUCCGGAUAUGGCCCAAAUGCGACAGGGCGGCCAGCAAUAUCCGCAGAUGCCGGGAAACAUGGCCCAAAUGCAGCAAUAUCACCAGCAAAUGGGACAACAGAUGUCGGGCCAAAUGAUGGGAGCGCAAUACGGGGGAAUGGUUCCGCAACCAGGAGCCGCAGCUCAACGAGCCGGGAUGCCGACGCAAAACGGAGCGGUGAGAUAUCCGCCCGCGUACAAUCGACAAGUCUCGGCCCCGAUGCCAGCGACGGGAGCGGAUCCGCCACAAGCAGCCGCACCGACAAGGACGUCAAAUUCGAAGAAAGCGCAGCAACAACGGCAACAACAACAGCAGCAGCAGCAACAACAGCAGCAACAACAAGAACAGCAGCAGCAAGAUAAUCCAGCCGGCUUCGCCCCGAUGCCAGCAGCAGGUCGAGGACAACCACCGCCAUAUUCUAGCCUGGCAAAUGGACAAAUGAUGCACAUGCAGUACCCCAACCAAAUGGCGAUGCACCCCGGCUACAGCAGCAUGCCGCAGCAACAGAUGCGCCAAAUGCCGCAGUACCCCGGAGCGCCGAUGCCCCACCCAAGUCCGCAGCAAAGUGCACAGCCUCAAGGAGCCAAAGCAGCCUCCGCGGCUCAUGAUCCAGCCCAGCAGCAACAGCAACCCGGACGAACCCAACAGCAGCAAACGGCCCAACAACAACACCAAUACCAGAUGCAACAACAACAAAUGCAACAGGCGCACAUGCAGGCACAAGCACAAGAAAGCGGCCACCCGCAAUAUCCGCAGGGAUAUGGGCAGCAACCGAACAACUUUCAACAGCAGAAUGGCGGCCCGAAUUUGACGCAUCAGCAGCAACAGCAAAUGCAACAACAGCAUCAACAAAGUCAACAGGGGCAACAGCCAGCGAGCCAGGGAUUGCAGGUCAUCCCUCCACACCAACUCAACGGUCAACCAGCCCCGCAAGAAGCACCACAACGACUAGCGCCCCACCCGAUACAACAACUUCCGAUGCAACCGUCGCAAUUGUCGCAGGAAGUGCCUGACCGCGUCAAGCUGAUCUGCCAGAAUUUGUUCCUGUUUCUACAUGCUAGGAAAUGCGUGCAAACCGGGAAGCCGUGCGAGCUGGCCAAGUGCAGCACCGAGUUGCAGCCCCUCGUCCGGCACAUGAACAUGUGCAACAUGGGCGAUAAUUGUGAUUACCCGCGCUGCGGCUUCUCGAAACGAAUCCUGACGCACUGGGACCUGUGCCGCGAGCUGGAUUGCUCGGUUUGCCAGCGUGUGCAACAGCAUCUCUACGUUCGCGAGGUGCCGGAGCCGCUCGACUCACCACAACGGAUGGCGUGGCAGAGCGACGAGGAGACGCCGAGUUUACGGAAGCGAAGUGUACGCAAGCUGAUGGACGCCCUGUUUCCGUACCCCUACGUCAAAGACUCGCGGAUACAAGACAUUGCCCUGUACGCGGCGAGGCUGGAGAAGGAUCUGUACGACAAAGGCACUAGCAAGACGGACUUCCUGCAAGCCGUCGCCGAGCGCAUCUACCACAUCAAGAAGGAGCUGGACGACAAGAAGGCGAGGAGAGCGAACGGCCAAGAGCCGCACCCCCAAAUCAGCCAAAUACACCAGCAACAACAAAUGCAGCAACAACAGAUGCAGCAAAUGCAGCAGCAACCAAACUCGCAGCAGGGACCAUCGAAUGGACAGGCGCCGUUGCAGAAUAUUGAAAACAACGCCAUGAUGCAGCCGGACAUCAAGCCGGUGAUACCUCCGCAACAACAGCAGCAAUACCAACAGCAACAAGCGCAUCAACAGGCUCAACAAUAUUCCCAGCAGCAGCAGCCACAGCCCCAGCAAAAUAACUGGGCCCACCAGCCGAACGCCAGCACGUCCUACGGGCAAAUGGCUCCAUCGCACGGCCAGGAUUUGAAGCGGUCUUCUACCGGCUCAGAGACGUCUGAAGUGCCGAAUAAGCAAAUUAAAACCGAGCCCUUCGAUUCCGCUUCAACACCACCGGCCCUCGAAAAUGCCAGCAUCGACAUGAAGCCCGACUUGGCGAGCAUGAGUGAAAGCAAAGUGACGCCGCCCGCCCAACCAACCCCGGCGCAGAACAACAACACGCAACGACAACGCUCCGAGCCCCCACCCCCGCCAAAACCCUCGAAGCCGUCAGUAGAUGAACCACCGGGCGAGGACACGGUCCACGACGCCGAGUCGAUGAAGCGCCAUUUGAUGCCGGUGUUCACGAUUUGCUGGGAGAUGGAGGAGGCCGUGAUUUUCCACGAGCCGGUGGAUCCGAUAAAGCUGGGGAUUCCGCAAUACGCCGACAUCAUCAAGCAGCCGAUGGACCUGUCGACGAUCAGGAACAAACUGAACCGGGGCGGCUACGCGAACCCGUGGCAAUUCUGUGAGGACAUGUGGUUGAUGUUCGACAACGCGUGGACGUUCAACAAGAAGGCUACGAAAGUUUAUAAGCAGACCACAAAGGUGCACGAAAUCUUCACGCUGGAGAUGAACGUGGCGAUGGAGAAGAUGGGGUACUGCUGCUCGCAGCGGCUGACCUUCACCGAGUUGCCGCUGUUCUGCUACGGCGCCGGGCAGUGCUUGAUCCUGUGGGAUCAGCCGUAUAUGUGCUACGAGCAGAACAGCUGCCAGUUCAACAUCCAGGUGUCGGAGAAGUACACUUACUGCUUGAAGUGCUUCGACUCGCUGGUGCCGCCGGAGGGAAUGGCUUUAACUGAUGAUCCGAAUGACCAGAAUCGGGUGAAAAAGGACGCCUUCCAACUGAUGAAAAACAACCAGCGUGAGUACGAGCCGAUGGAGGUGUGCAAGCUGUGCCACCGGAAAUGGCACAAAAUCUGCGCCAACUACCACAACAAGAUCUACACCGAGGGCUUCACCUGCGAGACGUGCCUGAAAGAGAAGGAGCUGACCAAGCAGGAGAACAAGUUCACCGCCAAGAAGCUACCGCACACCAAGUUGAGCCAGCACCUUGAGGACCGCGUUAACGGGUACGUCAAACGGACCACCGACGAAGAGCUCGAGGUGGUCAUUCGCGUGCUGUCGGUCCAAGAGAAGGAGGUGGAAGUGCGGAAGGAGAUUCGGGACAAAUACAGCAUGCAAGGCUUCCCCGACAAGUUCCCCUACCGCUCGAAGGCCAUCUUCGCCUUCGAGGUGAUCGACGGGGCGGAGGUGUGCUUCUUCGGCAUGCACGUCCAGGAGUAUGACAACAAGUGCGGCGGGAAUAAUCAGAGGCGCGUCUACAUCGCCUACCUCGACUCGGUCAACUUUUUCCAACCACGCACGAUGCGGACAGACGUGUACCACGAGAUUUUGUUGGGAUACUUGGACUACGCAAAACAACUCGGCUACACGAUGGCGCAUCUCUGGGCUUGUCCACCUGGCGAAGGCGAUGACUACAUCUUCCACUGCCAUCCCCCGGACCAGAAGAUGCCCAAGCCGAAGCGAUUGCAGGACUGGUACCGGUGCAUGCUGACCAAGGGCAAAGAACAGGGCGUUGUCGUCGAGUUCAAGGACAUCUACAAGCAGGCCGUCGACGACGAUCUGCGCUGCCCGAUCGAGCUGCCGUACUUUGAGGGCGACUUCUGGCCGGGCAUCAUCGAGGAGUGCAUCCGGGACGCGAAAGACGAGGAGACGAAGCGGUUACAGGGCGGCGACGAUGAGGAUGACGUCGUGUCGAAGAGCCAUUCCAAGAAGAAGAGCACGAAAGCCUCGAAGAACAAGAAGAAGCCUGAGAAGACGAAGCAGUCCACCGGGGACCUGAUCACUGACAAGCUCUACACCCAGUUGGAGAAGCACAAGGACGUCUUCUUCACGAUACGACUUGUCCCCGAGAAGGAGUUGCCCAAGGUGCACGCCAUCGACAUUGCCGACCCUGAUCGUCUACUGGCCAGCGAGCUGAUGGAGAACCGCGACAAUUUCUUGCAACGGGCCCGCGAGGAUCACUGGGAGUUCAGCAGUUUGAGGAGAGCAAAAUACUCAACGCUCUGCAUGUGCCACGCGCUGCACAACGACCCCGGCCAGAAGGACGGCAUCGCCACGUGCAACCUGUGCAACGCGACGGCCAAGUGGCACUGUAAUACCUGCGAGGACUUCGACAUGUGCGACAAGUGCAAGGAGGCCAAGCCGCACAAGCACCCGUUGGAGAAGAUUGCCCAACUUGUCGAUGGUGGUACGAACGGCGAGAAGAAGGACAAGAACGGGCGUCUACAAGCCUGUGCGAUGGCGCUGCAACACGCGUGCCAGUGCCGCGACGCCAACUGCAACGAGCGCAACUGCCAGAAGAUGAAGAAGGUCGUCCAGCACACCAAGACGUGCAAGAAGCGCAUGACCAGCGACUGCCAGUACUGCAAACAGUUGAUCGCCCUGUGCUGCUACCACGCCAAGAAUUGCCACAAGGAGCAGUGCCCGAUCCCGUACUGCUCGGCCAUCCGGCACAAGCUGAACGAGCAGAAGCAGAGCCAGGUGCGCCGCUCGGAGAUGAUGAUGAGGCGGCGAAUGGAGGGUAUUCGAGGCCGCGACGCGCUUCAACACCAGCUCUCCCAAUCUCAGGGUUCCCCCGCUGGCAUGGAGCAGAGUCCCGCGACGAAUGGCCCCGGCAGCAUCAUCGCGUCGAAAAAUGGCGGUCCCGGCUCGGUGGGCCCCGGCUCGAACAAGUCGAUGCACCAGCAGCAGAUGAUGAGCUACGGCGCGCAACAACAAGCCCAACAACAGCAGCCCCAAUCCCAACACCUGCAGCAACACGGAGCCCAGAAGGGCGGCGCCGGCUCGUACAUGCCGAUGGCCCAGCUGCCCGCCCAGGGCCAGUACAACCCGAUGAUGGACCAGCAGAACCGGCAGAUGUAUGGAAUGCAACAACAGCAACAAGCGCAGCAGCAGAUGCACCAGCAACGACCGCAAGCAGUCGCCGCCCAGCCGCAACGACAAGUCGAUCCACGGGUGCAAGGCGUCGUUCGACAGUUCAACUCAUUGAAGGGUAAUCCUGAGGAGCGAGAACGGAUGCUCGGGGAGCUGAAGAAGCAGCCGCCGUUGUUCCAGGCUUUCAUAAAGGAAAUCCAAGCCCAGCGCGACCAACAACAACCUCCACCCCCGCCGUGGAUGCAGACGAGUGGCCAGAUGCCGAUGGGAGCUCAAGGGCAACGACCCCCAAUGGGACAGCACCCCGGCCAAUACCCGGCACAUAUGCAGCAACAUAUGCAACAGCAACAGCAGCAGUAUUACGGCCAACAACACCAACAACAACAGCUGCAGCAACAGCAAAAGCAGUGGCCCACUGGAAAA
Molecule: messenger RNA, 5718 nt
Organism: Mesorhabditis spiculigera
Lineage: Eukaryota; Metazoa; Nematoda; Chromadorea; Rhabditida; Rhabditidae
Source: the annotation of a GenBank genome assembly